Messenger RNA from Vombatus ursinus (common wombat), 402 nucleotides. RefSeq names its product mucin-16-like. The record is from RefSeq and is a predicted model, not a curated record. The annotation marks the transcript as partial. The transcript has 4 exons. Lineage: Eukaryota; Metazoa; Chordata; Mammalia; Diprotodontia; Vombatidae.
CUAAUGGCCACAACCUGGAAAUCUUCGCAUUGAAUUUCACCGUAACCAACCUGUUGUUCGCGGAAGACAUGGGUCGCCCCGGUUCGGGCAUUUUCAAUUCCACAGAGAGACUGGUGCAGCGUGUGCUUAACCCGUUAUUGAAGCAAAGCAGCAUUGGGGCCUCAUAUGUUGAAUGCAAAGUGAUUGCCCUGAGAUCCAUGAAUCGUGGCUCAGCAACUGCAAUAGAUGCUUUGUGCAGCCGGCGAUGGGAACCAAAUACUACCGCUCUAGAUAGACAAAAAGUGUAUUGGGAACUGAGCAACCAGACCCAAGGCAUCACCAGCCUGGGCCCCUAUAUUCUGGACAAGAAUAAUUUCUUCCUCGAUGGGUAUAGUGAAUACCAUCCCAUGGAACACCUAACCA